Messenger RNA from Mollisia scopiformis, 2288 nucleotides. RefSeq names its product glycoside hydrolase family 3 protein. Bases 136 to 2043 code for a protein of 635 amino acids. Gene Ontology annotation, molecular function: beta-glucosidase activity. Gene Ontology annotation, biological process: glucan catabolic process. The record is from RefSeq and is a predicted model, not a curated record. The transcript has 4 exons. Lineage: Eukaryota; Fungi; Ascomycota; Leotiomycetes; Helotiales; Mollisiaceae.
GUUGGUGCUUCGUUCGUUUUUUUGCUUUCUCUUCCCCCUCCUUCUUCCUUCCUCCUUUGUCGACGAGUAGAAUGAAGCUAACAGGUAGAUACAUGCAGGUGGAAUAAAGAAAUAGCCUACCAAAGAGCUUUACACAUGGGCGCCGAGUUCCGUGCAAAAGGCGUUAAUGUAGCACUAGGUCCCGUGGUGGGACCGCUUGGGAAGAUCGCUAAAGGAGGUAGGAAUUGGGAGGGUUUUAGUAAUGAUCCGUACUUGGCGGGGGGGCUGGCGGCGGAGACGGUGAAGGGUGUGCAGGAGGCGGGUGUGGUGAGUUGUGUUAAGCAUUUUAUUGGGAAUGAACAAGAGACAAACAGAAUUCCAGGAUACAACAAUCAGAGUCAAAGAGUAGAAGCAGUAUCGUCUAACAUCAACGAUAAACUCCUCCAUGAAAUGUAUCUCUGGCCCUUCGUCGACGCUAUCCAUGCCGGAGCGGGGAGUGUGAUGUGUUCGUACAACCGCGUUAAUAACUCCUAUUCCUGCCAGAAUAGCAAACUUCUAAACGGGAUCCUGAAAACCGAGCUCGGGUUCCAAGGCUUCGUCGUUAGUGAUUGGGGCGCCCUGCAUGCGGGAUAUGUGGCUGCGCAGGCGGGCCUUGAUAUGGUCAUGCCAGGCCCUGCGAAUUUUUGGGCGGGGAAUUUAACGGCGAGUAUUGCGAAUGGGAGUCUGGCCCAAGAGGUGUUGGAUAAUAUGGCGACCAGGAUCAUGGCAACAUAUUACCAAUUCUCCCAAGACGAGUCGUCGUUCCCAUCACCUGGGAUCGAUAUCCCGAAAUCUCUAGCUGCGCCGCAUACUUUCGUCAAUGCCGUGUCCCCGGAUUCGAAACAGAUCCUACUUGAUUCUGCCAUUGAGAGUCAUGUUUUGGUUAAAAAUCUGAGAGCAGGGAAUAAUUCCCUGGGAUUGCCGCUCAAAACCCCGGAAUUGGUGUCAGUGUUUGGAUACGAUGCCGCUGAACCGCCAAUGAACCCCUAUAUCCCAAAUCCCGGGCACGGGGCACAAUUCUUGAAUUCUACCCUAACAGUAGGUGGUGGCUCGGGGUCUAAUAAUCCUUCUUACGUCUCCUCCCCCCUCUCAGCCCUCAACCAACGCGCCUACGAAGACGGUUUCCAACUCCUCUGGGACACAACAAACCUCAACGCCACCGCAGCCGUAAACCCCGCCUCAUCAGCCUGCCUCGUGUUCCUGAAUGCCUGGGCGACCGAAAGCCACGAUCGUCCUGGACUUUAUGACGAAUUUUCCGAUUCCUUAGUGCUGAAUGCAGCAAGGCAGUGCAGUAAUACUGUAGUGGUGAUCCAUAAUGCGGGGAUUAGGAUAGUGGAUCGCUGGGUGGAGCACGAGAAUGUGACUGCGGUGAUUUUUGCGCAUCUGCCGGGGCAGGAUAGUGGCAGGGCGUUGGUGAAGUUGCUUUGGGGAGAGGAGAACCCGAGUGGGAGGUUGCCGUAUAGUGUUGCGAGGAAUGAGGGUGUGUAUUUGGAGCCAGUGCAGCCCGAGGGAGAGUUUGUGUUGUUUCCGCAGGAUGAUUAUAAGGAGGGGUGGGAGGUUGAUUAUAGGGGGUUUGAUGAGAGGGGUGUGGUGCCCAGGUUCGAGUUUGGGUUUGGGUUGAGUUAUACUAGUUUUGCGUAUAGCAACCUCAGCAUAAGUCAAGUUGAGGAAGCGGUCUUGGGCGAGUGGCCAACGGGAGGUGUGAAGGAAGGAGGACAAGAAGAUCUUUGGGAUGUAUUGUUCCGUAUCGAAGCUAGUGUGGCAAAUACUGGGAGUGUAGAUGGAAAGGAGGUAGCGCAGCUCUAUGUUGGGAUUCCGGGUGGACCGGUGAAGCAACUUAGGGGCUUUGAGAAAGUUAGUGUUGAGGUGGGUGAAAGCGUCACGGUGGGCUUUGACGUGACGAGGAGGGAUUUGAGUGUUUGGGACGUUGUGGAGCAGAAGUGGAGAUUGCAGAGGGGAGAGUAUGAGGUUUUUGUUGGGCGUAGUUCAAGGGAUCUGCCGCUUGUGGGGAAUUUGACGGUCUAGGACUGGGGUUUUGGGCAAGGAGGCUCUGUUCUUGGCUGGUGAGGUUAUGGAAAGGUACUGGAAGCACUGGGCCAGCGAGCCUCUUGUCAUUGUGAGCCAGCCAUAUCAGGUAACUUUUUCAAAUCAAUGAGGAGAAAAUUGAUUCAUUCUGCAUAAAGCGAUACUAUCUCUGCCCUACCAAGGUCUAAGAUAGAACCUGUUAGUCGGAUACGGUAAGACCGUCUCAAUGGCUCCCAAAAUAGAAG